AGGCGGGAUUACUGCAGACUGAGCAGAGGGAAGCUAAGCAACCAACGUCGAAGCGGCUGGAUGCUUCGCGGCCUGGUAGGCUGUUGUAUGUCUGGGAAGAAGGAAACGUAACGUUAUAAAGUAUUUAUUCCUACUUGGACGGAUUAUCACACUAGUGUGACGCCACGGAUCAACGCUCUUGAGUGGAGCUUGAUCAGGAAGAAGACAAACAGGAGACCAGAAAGUAAAGAGGAAAUAACUGUAAGUGGUCAUGGCCUACUCCAGCUACAGCAGCCUGAGCAGGGCUCAGCUCACCUUUGAGUACCUGCACACAAAUUCGACAACCCAUGAGUUCUUGUUUGGAGCGUUGGCGGAGCUUGUGGACAAUUCAAGAGAUGCUAAUGCCACACGAAUCGACAUCUACACAGAGAAAAAGCCAGAGCUGCGGGGAGGCUACAUGCUCUGUUUUCUGGAUGAUGGUACUGGAAUGGACCCUAAUGAGGCAACCCAUGUCAUUCAGUUUGGAAAGUCGAACAAACGGUCGCCUGAGUCCACUCAGAUUGGCCAGUAUGGAAAUGGACUGAAAUCUGGCUCUAUGCGUAUUGGGAAGGAUUUCAUCUUGUUCACAAAAAAGGGUGACACACUGACUUGCUUGUUCCUGUCAAGAACUUUCCAUGAAGAGGAGGGACUAGAUGAGGUGAUAGUGCCCCUACCCUCCUGGGAUCUGAAGACCAAGGAGCCAUUGACCUCUGAUCCAGAGAAAUAUGCCAUAGAGACUGAGCUGAUCUUCAAAUACUCGCCUUUUAAAAACGAGAAGCAGCUGAUGGAGCAGUUCAACAAAAUAGAAAGCAGCAGUGGAACUCUUGUGAUCAUCUAUAAUCUGAAGCUGAUGGACAACAGAGAGCCUGAGCUGGAUGUGGAGACAGACCACCAGGACAUACUGAUGGCUGGGACACAUUCUGAAGGAGUGAAACCAGAGAGAAGAUCGUUCAGGGCGUAUGCUGCUGUUUUGUACAUUGAUCCACGCAUGAGGAUUUUUAUCCAGGGACAUAAAGUCAGGACUAAGAGACUGUCCUGCUGUCUUUAUAAACCAAGGGUUUACAAAUACUCAUCUACUCGUUUCAAAACUCGUGCUGAGCAAGAGGUCAAGAAAGCAGAUCACCUCGCUAAGAUUGCGGAGGAGAAAGCCAGAGAGGCUGACAGUAAGCGCAUGGCUUUGGAGGCCAGAUUAGGAGAGGACCUGUCAAAAGAUUCACGGGCAGUUCUGAGAAAGGUUCAGGACGCAGCCAUGAUGCUCCGACGGGAUUCUGACAUGAAGAAAAGGAUUCUCGAAGCCAAACAAAAAGCAUUAAAGGAGCCCAAGGAGCUGAAUUUUAUAUUUGGAGUGAACAUUGAACAGAGGGACCUAGAUGGGAUGUUUGUGUACAACUGCUCUCGUCUCAUCAAAAUGUAUGAGAAGACAGGGCCCCAGCUGGAGGGAGGCAUGGCUUGUGGAGGUGUGGUUGGAGUAGUGGAUGUCCCAUAUUUGGUUCUUGAGCCAACUCAUAACAAACAAGACUUUGCAGAUGCUAAGGAGUAUCGACAUUUACUGAAAUCCAUGGGGGAACAUUUAGCUCAGUACUGGAAGGACACUAACAUUGGUAAAGUGAAGUUCUGGGAUGAGUUUGGAUAUCUGUCUGCCAGCUGGUCUGCACCGCCAUCCUCAGAACCACGAUAUAAGAGACGUCGGGCCAUGGAGAUACCAAUCACUAUUCAGUGUGAUAAGUGUUUAAAGUGGAGAACGCUGCCAUUCCAGAUGGAUGCUGUGGACAAACGCUACCCAGACAGUUGGGUUUGUCUCAUGAAUCCUGACAGCACUCAGGACAGGUGUGAUGCACCUGAACAGAAGCAAAAUUUGCCAUGUGGGGUUCUGAAGAAAGACAAGCUGACAGCUGAAGACAAACAGAAAGAACUGGCAGAGAAAAUUAAACAGCAGCAAGAGAAACUAGAGGCUUUGCAGAAAACCAACACCAUCAAAUCUGCAGCAGAUGUAAAGAAGCUACCACUGGAGGUCAGCAUGAAGCCAACAGAGAGCUCUUCUCAGGCAACUAGAUCUUCUGAGAGGUUCACAACACGGCCCCGCUCUCCGCCACUCCCAGCUCACCUCAAAAAUGCCCCGAGUGCCCCUUCAACUCGUGCUAGUUCUCAGCGCCCCACUCGGACACCCCCUGCUCCCCCACCACCAUCCAAAGUUGAAUCAUCCAGAACUAAAACUGUGGCAAAGGCUCCUCCACCUGCAAAGCCAGUCCCCAAGGCUACGCCAAAAACACCCCCACCAAGCCGCAGCUCACGGACAUCUGCCAAAGCAGCACCUCCCAAACCAGCAGCUACUGGACAACGCAAGAGGAUAAUAGAGCUGGAGGACAGUGACGAGGAGGAAGAAGAGGAGGAAGAGGAGGACAGUGAGGAAGAGAGUGAAGAAAAAGAACCACAGACAAAGAAAUCCACAAUGGCCACAGCAGCUGUUAACCAUGGGAAAGUGGUAGAGAAGGCUCCACCUCCCAAACGGGGCAGGUUGGACGAGGUUAACACACACUCUCAGCCUGGGAAGAAAGGGGUUUCUGCUCCCACGCGGCACACACAAAGUACAGCACCCUCUGACCCUAAAUCCAUUUCCAUGCAACUGCAAGGGGCUAAAGCCAAGCCACCUGAGAAGCCUGCACAGCAGGAACCAGAGAAUGACACUAAAAAUGCUCAGAAGGAUAAGGGUCUGCAGGUUGAAGUACGUGUCAAUAAGGAGUGGUACACAGGCAAAGUUAUUGCUGUGGAGUUAAAUAAGCAGAGCGUUCGCUGGAAAGUUAAAUUUGACUACGUACCUACAUCCACCCCCAAAGACCGAUGGGUGUUUAAGGGUAGCGAUGAAGUGCGGUUGAUGCGGCCGCCAUCUCCAAUCUCUCAGAUACCCGACACCCAGCAGGAGACUGAGAAGGGGCCGGCACCCAUGGAGCCGGACACUACUCAACCAGGAACCAGUCGAGAAGUGACUGAUAGCCUGGUCACCAUGUUGAGAACAAUGCUGCGUUACUUCUUCCCUCCUGCUUUUCGAAUUCCCAAGGAUGAUGUUAACAGCAUGACUGCUGAGGAGUUGGUGGCCUUUCCUCUGAAAGAGUAUUUCCAGCAGUAUGAAUCAGGACUGCAGUCGUUGUGCAACUCUUACCAAAGCAGAGCUGAUGCCCGGGCCAAAGCUGUGGAAGAGAAGAACAGCAGCACUGAGGUCAAACUGAAGGAGGCAGAUGAGAAAUUACAGAAACUAAGAACAAACAUAGUAGCACUUCUGCAAAAAGUGCAAGAGGACAUUGACAUAAACACAGAUGACGAGCUUGACGCCUACAUAGAGGACCUCCUUACCAAAGGUGAUUAAUAAGAAGACAGAAAAGAGAGAGAGAGAGAGAGAAGAGAACAUGCAUAUAAACAGUUUUUAUACAGGCCAUGGCUUGCUGUUGGUUCCCCAAGGACACAUGCAGAGUUGGCUGUGAAUAUUUGGGGAUAUUGUUGAUCCUUCCACUUGUUAAAUCAGACUGUGAUACGUUUAGUCUUGAUCAUUUCAGCAUUUAGUAAAUAACUGUGCACUCUGACUCUGGGCAGGUUCUCUGGUAUUCCUACAUUGUUGGAUAGCCCUCUGGUCUGUGGUUUUCUUUUAGCCUUUUUUAUAUACCUGCUUAUAUAUGUUAAUCUGUGUUUAAGCCAUCCUAUCCUCAUUGAUUAUUUGUGUAGGUUUAAUGCAGUUUAGGCUCCCUUUAUAUAGCCAUCUAUUGCUGUAGAUGACAUUUGUCAUUAUGGUCCAUUGUCGGGUAAGAACUGGAAGUGACUCAAGACUGGGGCUUGGCUAGGCUUGUGCUCAGCACUCCUGCCUUUACUUAAACAUAACUUUUUAUUUAUGUAUA
Messenger RNA from Monopterus albus (swamp eel), 3902 nucleotides. RefSeq names its product MORC family CW-type zinc finger 2 (gene morc2). Gene Ontology annotation, molecular function: zinc ion binding. The coding region runs from base 251 to 3379 and encodes 1042 amino acids. Gene Ontology annotation, cellular component: nucleus. The record is from RefSeq and is a predicted model, not a curated record. Lineage: Eukaryota; Metazoa; Chordata; Actinopteri; Synbranchiformes; Synbranchidae. The transcript is spliced from 28 exons.